AUGGUGCUUCGCAGAGCACUACCACUACGUUUGUCGCAAUGUGUCUACCGGUCUUUCUCCCACAGCGCGGCCUCUCUCCAACUGAGUCCCUUCACGCGUCGUCUUUUUAAGCUGCCAGCAGCUCCCCCGCCAGCGUCGCUGAACCACCACGACCUGCCGUCCUUUCUCUCGUACGCGGAGAGAACGGGUCUUCCCGCCUCCAGCACGACCUACGUCGGAACUCACUACGAGUACACAGUCCUGCAGAGCCUGCGUCGUUUUGCCUUCGCGCUGCACCGCGUCGGCGGUCGUGAUGAUGCCGGUAUCGAUCUCGUUGGUACCUGGCACCUGCCACGGCGCGCGCAUGCACUCCGCGUCGUCGUCCAAUGCAAGGCGUUGAAGACGAAGCUAGGUCCGAAUCUGGUACGAGAGCUGGAGGGCGCAUUUCGGCAUUCCCCCGUGGGCUGGCGGACCAGUGAGAAGGUGGCCAUCUUGGUGAGUCCGAGAGAGGCGACGAAAGGGGUCCGAGACGCGAUGGCGAGGAGCGACUAUCCGCUGUUUUGGAUCAUGAUGGAGCGCGACGGCACCAUCCGACAGGCGCUGUGGAAUGGGAAGGUUGAGGCGCUUGGGCUGGGCGCUCUAGGGGUCGAGACGCGGUACCGCGAGCACUCGUCUGAUCCAGCACAGAAGGACAUCAUUUUGACGUGGGACGAUGAGGAGUUUCCCCAUAUGGACCGCGUCGAAGAGGACAUGGCCAAACAGGAAGCUGAAUGGGUGGCGACCUGGGGAUGCGAGCGCCUGUCGGAGACAGGCAAAGUUGAGUUAUUGGAGAUGGUGGAGACUGCAUUUCCUGACCUGGGUCCCGGACACGCCUUGGAACAAAUAGACCAGUCGUCUUUGGCUGCGAAGAAGGCUGAGUUUUUGGCUCUACUGGAGGAGAAAUCGCCCCGAUCAGGACAGGAGCCCAAAUAG
This is a messenger RNA of Rasamsonia emersonii CBS 393.64, 951 nucleotides long. RefSeq lists its product as uncharacterized. NCBI's taxonomy places the organism in Eukaryota, Fungi, Ascomycota, Eurotiomycetes, Eurotiales, Trichocomaceae. Bases 1 to 951 code for a protein of 316 amino acids. The record is from RefSeq and is a predicted model, not a curated record. Gene Ontology annotation, cellular component: mitochondrion. The transcript has a single exon.